Exophiala oligosperma is the source of this 2149-nucleotide messenger RNA. RefSeq lists its product as uncharacterized. Lineage: Eukaryota; Fungi; Ascomycota; Eurotiomycetes; Chaetothyriales; Herpotrichiellaceae. Bases 107 to 2149 code for a protein of 680 amino acids. The record is from RefSeq and is a predicted model, not a curated record. The transcript has 4 exons.
UUUUGCAUCAAAGGAGGAUUCUGACGAGCAAGUCAUAGCCUAAUUUUGAUCUCCGUCUCAGGAGCCUUAAUCUAUCUCAAUUUGACGCCGGUCACCAAUUGUAGUAAUGUCGACCCAGGUUAUGACCAAGCGGGCAACUCAACCUGGCUUCGCCCACCAGAAUGAGAAGACGGCCCAAUACCGUUUCGAAAAAGAGCUACAGCAGGAAGAGGCGCAUAACAAGGGCUGGGCUCAAUUUGAUUUGAAAGAUGUUUUGAUCCCACCUUCUGCAGGAUUGGGCACUACGAAACGGUACUAUCAGAGAAGAACCAUGUUCCAGUACUCGAUUCUCUUCACUCUUGGUCUGUGGUGUUUCCAGAACCUCCAGUCGAAUGCCCUCCGAGCGGCCGCUCUGGGUCUACUCUUUCCUGGUGCAGGUUUGGUUGCGGUGUGCACGAUUCCAUCACUCGCAGCCUUUGUCGUCACACUUAUCGGCAUUCCAUUGACGCUUUUCGUCUGGUUUGCAAUGGGAGGAGUUCUAUUCCCGCUGCUGCUUUGGUUCGGCUCUGCUGGUCUUGCUGGAGUACUAGCCGGAGACAAACUCCUCGACAAAGCUGGCCCGAUUUGGGGAGUCGUUUGUGUAGGUCUGGUCACUUGGGCCAUCUGGAAGAGUGCUCAGAUCAAUGCUCGCGGCAAGUCAAUUCAGCAACGUCGCAACAAAUGGUUGCCAUCGCAAGUCAAGACUAUGCAAGAAAGUGCAGUUUCUGCUCCAGCCCCUGGUAGUCGAGAGGUUGAUAUCAAGACCCUCCGCUUUUUGCAGCACAUGAUUGAGCGUGGUCUGACCGGACACGACGACCUCAGUUACCACGACGUAAUCGAUCAAUUCCAGACUGGCGCCGUCCGCUACCAGCUCUAUGGUGUCGUCGAUUCGAUCGCGCUCUACCUAACUCACUAUGCCCCCAGCUUUCAUGGCUACGCUGCCGAGGCAUGCCGCAAUAGCAUCGAGAAGUCCCUUACCAAGAGGAUCAUGGGAUAUUGGAGAUGGGAGCGGCUGACCGGGAAGUUCACCACCGACUACGACCCGAUCAAUUAUGACAACAUUAUGGUCACAGGCUAUCUCGGCGUCGCCAUUGGUCUCUACGCCUCUGCCACUGGCGAUCGGCGCUACGAAGAAAAGGGGUCACUUGACUUCCAUAUUGCCGACGGUGUCCAUUUCAAGCGCAGCUUUGGGGACCUCGCUGACGCCAUGUAUGACAACAUGGCCACGAAUGACUAUUGUCUCUAUCCUUGCGAGCCCAAUUGGACCUAUUCCUUGUGCAAUUUGAUCGGUAUGGCCGGUCUCAUCAUUUCCUCCCGCCUCUUGGGCAACGACUAUGCCGACCGCAUAAAGCCUCGUUUCGAAAGAGCGCUCGAGGACGAAAUGACUGAACCAGAUGGUCGCAUUUUGCCCAUCCGGUCCGAGCUGACAGGCCUCACCAUCCCCGGACUCUCGGGAACUUUGUCCGACUGCAUCAACGCCAUGAACUUGACCGCGUAUUUGCCCCACAUUGGUUCUCGUGUGUGGGCUAUCAUCCGACGCGAACACAUUUACUACAACGACAAGGGUCGUCUGGACGUCAAAGAUCUCCGGGGCGCCGACAAGCUGGACCCGGGCAAUUACAAAAGUGGCGUGGGUGCUCUGCGUGCCUUUGUGGCUGGCUGCGCGGCCGAGUUUGGUGAUGAAAAGGUCCGCAUCGAUGCCCUCGAGCAGCUCGACACCGAAUACUUCCCGGUCGAAGCUACUGAGUCCGGUGCCCUCCGCAACAAAGGCCUAUCGGCUACAUCGCAAGUGGUGGCCCUCAUGGCCCGCCUGAUGCGCCAUCAGGAUCUCGCCAACGCGACCCUCCACGGUCCAGAGCCCACGACCAUGCGAGGGCCAUUGUUGGCGGACUGCAAAUUCCCCGAUGUGCUUGUGGCGAAGGCGUACAGUCACGACGCGAAAGGGCUAGAGCUCGUCUUGUACAACGGCAAAAAGGCCGGCACCUUCACUCUCGGUCUCGAGCGAUUGGCCCCUGGUGGGAAGUACAGUCUAAGCACAGGGCAGAGUGUAACUGCCGACAAAAGUGGAAAAGCAUCAGUGGUUGUUCAGAUCGAUGGAAGGACUCAAAUAUUCUUGUCGCCAGCAGAGUAG